AUGGCAUCUAUCACACCAGCGACAUCGACCAUGCUCGAGACGCGCCGUCGCGUGGAUGGAGUCACGACCGUCAAGGCUGACUUGAUUCAGCCAGGCGCAUCAGCCAUUGCACCCAAGGAGCCUCUUCGAGUUUCUGGGCUGCUCGAUCGCCUGUACGAGUUCGAUGAGCUCACGCCGGCUCUGGGACGCACGUAUCCAACGCUCCAGCUCCGCGACUUGUUGCACCACGAAAAGGCGGACGAACUGAUCCGUGACUUGGCUAUUGUAAUCUCCCGCCGGGGCGUGGUAUUUUUCAAAAACCAGGACUUGUCACCCCAUGAGCAGAAGUUCGUCACGGACCGCUUGGGCCAUGUCACUGGCAAACCCGCGAGUUCAGGACUGCACAUUCACCCUGUGUACAAUGCCGAGCGGCAAGGCAAAGAUCAAGUCGUGGACGAGAACGGCACACAGAACAAAGAUAAUGAAAUCAGUGUGAUUUCAAGCAAUCUGCAUCGCUCGCUGGAUGUUGCGCCCCGCUCCAGUGCGGACGAGUGGCACAGUGACAUUGCUUUUGAGCCUGUGCCUGCUGACUACACAUCGCUGAAGGUGCAUACGAUGCCACAUACUGGCGGCGACACAUUGUGGGCGAGUGGCUACGAGGUGUAUGACCUACUUUCUCCGCCUUUCCGCGCGAUGUUUGAAAAGCUAGAAGGCUUUUACUAUCCGCCAGAGUUUACUAUGUCUGCUGCGCGCCACAAUUACCAGUUGUACGCUGGACCACGCGGGGCGGCAGAGAACGUGGGCACGCAUCUUACGGCUAGGCACCCACUCAUUCGCACGAAUCCUGUCACAGGCUGGAAGUCGGUGUUCGGCAUCGGCCACCAUUUCCACCACAUUGUGGGCGUGAGCGCGGACGAGAGCGAUCUGCUUAAGCGCUAUAUCCGUGAUCUGGUGACACAAAACCACACAACUCAGCUGCGAUACCGUUGGGGCAAGAACGACUUGGCGAUAUGGGAUAAUCGAUCCACAUACCAUGCUGCGACGCCCGACUACUUUGAGCUUGGACCGCGCUCUGGAGUGCGUGCCGUCUCGUGCGGUGAGCUUCCUUACUUUGAUCCAAACAGCCGGUCGCGACGUGAAGAGCUGCAGGGCAAGCUGAUCUAG
Molecule: messenger RNA, 1143 nt
Organism: Malassezia restricta
Lineage: Eukaryota; Fungi; Basidiomycota; Malasseziomycetes; Malasseziales; Malasseziaceae
Product: Taurine dioxygenase
Exons: 1
Coding region: 1-1143 (380 amino acids)
Cellular component (GO): cytoplasm
Molecular function (GO): 2-oxoglutarate-dependent dioxygenase activity
Source: RefSeq, a predicted model, not a curated record